GGUCAUCCACGGGCUGACCAGUCGUCCUGACAGGGGCUCUUUGGGGGAUGCGGGGCUCAGAUGUCCCUCCAGAACGGGAACCAGCGUGCAGGCUGCUAUUCCGGGGCUCUGAUCAGGCUGUUUAUUUAUAGCGCUGGGGGAGGGCUCCCAACCCAGGCAGCGGAGAGCUGCUGUGCUGUAAUGUCACUGUUAGCAGGGCCACUGCGGACUGCCAGCACCUGCCGCUGCCGCAGAGGACAGAGGUCUCUGGGCUGCCUGGCGCCCGCCGUGUGAGGCUGGGAGGGAGCGACCCCGAUGGGCAGCACCAUGGAGCCCCCGGGGGGUGCGUACCUGCACUUGGGCGCCGUGACCUCCCCGGUGGGGACGGCCCGAGUGCUGCAGCUGGCCUUCGGCUGUACCACCUUCAGUCUGGUUGCUCACCGAGGCGGUUUUGGGGGCGUCCAGGGCACUUUCUGCAUGGCGGCUUGGGGCUUCUGCUUCGCCUUCUCGGUCCUGGUGGUAGCCUGUGAGUUCACCAGGCUCCACAGCUGCCUGCGCCUCUCCUGGGGUAACUUCACCGCGGCCUUCGCCAUGCUGGCCACUCUGCUGUGCGCCACGGCCGCCGUCAUCUACCCUCUGUACUUCACGCGGCUGGAGUGCCCGCCCGAGCCCGCGGGGUGCAUGGCCCGGAAUUUCCGCCUGGCUGCCAGCGUCUUCGCGGGCCUCCUCUUCAUGGCCUACGCUGCUGAAGUGGCCCUGACGCGGGCGCGGCCCGGUCAGGUGGCCAGCUACAUGGCUACAGUGUCUGGGCUCCUUAAGAUCGUCCAGGCCUUCGUGGCCUGCAUCAUCUUCGGGGCGCUUGUUCACGAGAGCCGCUACGGGCGCUACAUGGCCACACAGUGGUGUGUGGCUGUCUACAGCCUGUGCUUCAUAGCCACGGUGGCUGUGGUGGCCCUGAGUGUCAUGGGACACACAGAGGGCCUGGGCUGCCCCUUUGACCGCCUGGUGGUGGUGUACACCUUCCUGGCCGUGCUGCUGUACCUCAGCGCUGCGGUCAUCUGGCCAGUCUUCUGCUUUGACCCCAAGUACGGAGAGCCAGCGCGGCCCUCUGACUGCCCCCGAGGCGGCUGCCCAUGGGACAGCCAGUUGGUGGUGGCCAUUUUCACCUACGUCAACCUGCUCCUGUACAUCGCCGACCUCGCCUACUCCCAGAGGAUCCGCUUCGUGCCCACCUUGUAGCCUGCAGCAAAGGCCCGCCUGCUCCUCUCUCUGGCUGAACCUUCAGCCCCGCAAGCUUAUCCAGACGGCCACAGCCUCGGAGACAGAGAAAAAACCAUGCUGCGGUCCCCAGCAGCCUGACAGAGACAGGGCUUCCCAGAUGCCCACCACAAGAUGAUGGUCUCCUGACGGUGACGGGGCUUCCCGGAUGCCAGAGCAGACCCAGAAGCCUCCGAUUAGCCAGCUGUUCCUGAACGCCAGGGCUCGUCAGCACUGUCAAGCCAGCGUCUGUGGGAGAGCCCAGGCUGGACUAACCCAGGGAAGUCCUUCAGCCCAUCAGCCGACUGUCCCUCAGGCCUCCUGCAGAAAAUAAAAGG
Molecule: messenger RNA, 1574 nt
Organism: Psammomys obesus (fat sand rat)
Lineage: Eukaryota; Metazoa; Chordata; Mammalia; Rodentia; Muridae
Gene: Myadml2
Product: myeloid associated differentiation marker like 2
Exons: 2
Coding region: 295-1218 (307 amino acids)
Cellular component (GO): membrane
Source: RefSeq, a predicted model, not a curated record